AUGGAGGCCAAGUCACAGCGUACAUACUUCGUCGACCUGCCCCCCGAGUUGCGGUAUCAAGUAUACGACUUCAUCGAAGCACCGCGCUUCCUCCUCUGGCCCAGCUCUAGCUUCUGGCCCUAUCCAGCCUCCCACGAUCCGCCAUUCCGAGCGCUUCUCGAGGCCGACAGUCGUCUUGCCGGCGACUAUCUUUCCUACCACGGCAAAGGAAUCGAAUUCUGCACGUUUAAGAUUUGCUGCACGCCCUCGCCCGCCUACCCGAUUGGGGUUUCCGGGCUGGACAAUGUUGGAUGUAUCACGAUCAAGAUCGAUUAUCACGACGCUCGCGGACAGUCCGGAUGCAAGGAACCCACGGAUUCGGAAAUCGAAGUUCUGCGCCGAAAUAUGGACAGGACGGUCGAUUUCCUUCGAGAUGGUGUGUGUCAAGAAGGUGCUACAAUUCCGAUACUGGAUUUUGGAUUCUUGAAGCGGUGGACGUAUGCUACUCGCGACGAAACAUUCGGCCUUCCGCCCAUCACGGACCGUCUUGCCGAAUAUCGCACGGUCGGUUCUGAGCCGGACUCUCCGACGGUCUACGAGUACCUCCUCGAACCGAUGAGACGGCUUCCGCCUUCGUUUCAGUGCGUACAAGCGCGAUUCACGCCCUGUGUGCCCGCGCCUACGGAGCGUGUCAAGGGAGAGCAGAGACGGCGGGUGGAGGGCUAUUUCUUGGCCUUGGAAGAUUUCCUAGCGGAUGAUCGCGUUGGGGUGAGACCUUCUUUCGACGAGGUUUUGAAUCUGUAUAUGGGGCAGAUGGAGGUGAGGGAUGGUGAUGGGUUUUGA
Lecanosticta acicola is the source of this 822-nucleotide messenger RNA. NCBI's taxonomy places the organism in Eukaryota, Fungi, Ascomycota, Dothideomycetes, Mycosphaerellales, Mycosphaerellaceae. The record is from the annotation of a GenBank genome assembly.